UCAGACUGUCGCGUUCCUUACGUCACACGUUCAAUGAGAUGCACCUGUAACUGUGAAGGGAACAUGUUUGGAUGGCAAAAUAAAUGACAAAAACUCAGAUCUUGCUUCAGCAAAGUGAAACAAAAAAAAAUGACAUGUCGUAUUUUGAGGGGUUACAUUAGACAGAAAAAAAGUAACAGAAAAAAAUGACUUAAUCUCCUUUUCCCGAGAAGUCUCGGCUGCAAUGGCGUCUGCAGCUUGAUUGCGAUCACCUGUGCGCAGAGCGCGAGUCGGAGCGGGGCCAGACGUUGUGACUUCUCUUCCUCUCAACACAUCCGUGAUAUCAUGUUCCCGGAGUGCAUCGCCAUCAGCGGACAGCAGUAGCUUGCAUCAUGCUGACCAACACGGGCCCCGUGGGCAAACUGUACUUGUCCAUAAUCGAUGAUGUGAUUGAGAGCAUGAGGGAGCUCUUCACGGACGAAGGGCUGGAGGAUCGCGUAUUGGACGACCUGAGACACAUCUGGGAGUCAAAGAUGAUGCAGUCAAAAGCAAUGGAAGACUACAGGAAAAAUAACAUCAACUCCUCCAACUUUGUACUGCAGCUCCCUGCCAACUACAAUCGGACCAAUCAAGAACUCACAGCCUCUGUUGUGAUCCCCGCAAGUCAGAAUAUUCGCAGUUUCCCCAUGAAGAACAAUUCGGGGAUACUUCCUACCUUCUCUCUCCCGGCUGGGCUAUCUUACCCUGUUCAGAUACCAGCUGGAGUCACUCUACAAACAGCUUCUGGUCAACUUUACAAGGUCAAUGUUCCCGUUGUGGUCACUCAGGCCCCAGCAGGACAGCCCCCUGUAUCCCGACCCGCACAGGUCAUCGAGCGCAGAGAAGCUCCCAACCCUCCACCACAUGCCUCUCGUCCUCCUCCUCGGGAGGCGGAGCCACUCUCCGUCCCGGCUGCUUCUGACAAGCAGCCGCCACACACGCAGACCAGUUGCCCACCCGCUAAGGAAAGCGCCCUCCCCCAGCAGCCGCUGGCUCCCCCUGCUGAGACCUCGCGGCCCCCGGGGGCCCGUUCCCCACAGCCAGAGGUCCCGCCGGGAGAAAGUGAACCAACGCCACCGCCCGAACCUGUGAACCUCAGCAUGAGCGCCUCCCCCUGCAGUCAGUUAUUGGACCAAAUCAGCACCGAGGAGGCGUUGACACAAACGGGACAGUUGAGGACGAGCGACAUCGAUGACAUCCUGAAAGAAGUGAUCGAGGAGGAGAGGGGCAAAGCAGAAAUGGCCAGGAAGACUGUCAACCAUUCCGAGGCUGAUCUUGGGCUGGACCUGGACUACAACUACAGUGAACUGUCCGACAUCGUUCAGCUGGAUGGUGCUGCAGGCAACUCUGACAUGGAAGAGGAAGAGGCCGUUUCCCUGGAAGACAACGACUUCCUGGGUAUAAUAAACGCGGAGGCCAUAAAGGCCCUGCAGGAAGGAGGCGGAAGCAGUGACUGCAACAGCAUCUCCUCCAGCAGCGACGACGAGGCAGCAGAUGAACUCACUAACGUAGAGGAUGAGGACCCUUUAAACUCUGGUGAUGAUGUGGUCGAGCAGGACAUCCCAGAUCUCUUUGACACUGACAACGUCAUUGUUUGCCAGUACGACAAAAUUCACCGAAGCAAGAACCGCUGGAAGUUUCAUUUGAAGGAUGGAGUGAUGUGUUACGGAGGCAGGGACUACAUCUUCUCUAAAGCUGUUGGGGAAGCCGAGUGGUGAUGCGCUUUAGUUCCCUUGAGCACAUCAGAUAAUCAUGUAGAGACUGAUUUUAAAAGGGAAAGAUAAUUAGGGGGAUUUAUACCUCUAGGUUGUAUCCUUUGGGCAAAACACCUGCAUUUGGUGUGAGACCUCUGUGCAAGAUCUCUGAUACUUUUGGGUUUUUUAUUAUGUAAUUAUCAGGGCAAUUCUGCAAGUCAUUUACAACGGUGCAAGCAUCUCCUAACCGCGUUGCUCGUGAAUCCAGACUACUGAGAAAAACAGCAUCAAUUUGUUUUAUAAUAUUUUGCUGAAAAAGUUUUCUUUACUCGUGGAUCGGAACAUAAUUUGAUCUAGAAUGUUUCUUUUGUCAUGAUGGGGCUGCUUUGAGGGUACCUAAUGUGCUGUUUGGUAAACUUUGUAAUGGUUUGUCUUUAUUCAUGCUUCAAAUACACUCAGUUGUACUGUGUUCAAUGAACCUGUUU
This is a messenger RNA of Pungitius pungitius (ninespine stickleback), 2197 nucleotides long. RefSeq names its product general transcription factor IIA, 1-like (gene gtf2a1l). Gene Ontology annotation, biological process: transcription initiation at RNA polymerase II promoter; transcription by RNA polymerase II. Bases 372 to 1736 code for a protein of 454 amino acids. The record is from RefSeq and is a predicted model, not a curated record. The transcript is spliced from 9 exons. NCBI's taxonomy places the organism in Eukaryota, Metazoa, Chordata, Actinopteri, Perciformes, Gasterosteidae. Gene Ontology annotation, cellular component: transcription factor TFIIA complex.